AUGCCAAGAAUCCCACCGCGUUCUAACGCUCCCCAAGUCGCGUCUCCAGCUGUCGUGACACCUAGUCCGCGCGGGAAUGCUGCCGCGUCUGGCGCAUCUGCGAAUGUGUUCGCCGCGCACCGCCUUCCCAGCCCGGCUGCUCCGUUGCCCGAACCUAAGGCCGCCACGUCAUCAGCUACCGCCACGUCAGCCGGUCCUGUUCAGGUCGGCGCUGACGUCCAGAGCCCGUGCGGAGUGGCGGCGGGCGGAAGCUUCCAGAGUCCGCGCGGGCGGAAGAAGCCGUCCGCCGCGCAGCCGUUGCGCACCCCCAGCGCAUUGGCGCGCCUCCCCCUCCCCGCAUCUUCCGCCGCCGCCUCCUUCGCCGCCUCCGCCCCUUCUUCCGCCGCUUCCGCCUCCUCCGCGUCUUCCAUCCCCGUCGGCGCAUCCUCCAUCUCCCCCUCCACCCGUUCCGCCUCCCCCUCCGCCGCUUCCGCCUCCCCUGCCGCGCAUUCCCCCGGCGCCAGCCAACCCGCGGAAAACUCCUCAAAAAACCCUUCCCCAAGAACAGCUGCCGCCGCCAGCGCUGCCGCCGCGCAGGUGGCGCAGGUCGGUUCCGCCGCUGCCUCCCCCGCCGCUACGCCCUCUGCUGUCGGAACUGGCGGCGUCCCCGGCGCUCCGCCGGCUGGGGGGGUGGUGGCUGCGGCGGUGCCCCUUCCUCUCCCAGCAAGCGGCGAGAUCGCCGCGCGCGCAGCUGCAGCGGGAAGCGCGGCGCAACCCGCGAGCCCGGCGGGUGGCGCGGGCACAGGGGGGGCGGGGGGCGCGCGGGCUGUGAUUCCGCCCUCCCCCAGUGCCGCCCCGUUGGGGGCGAGUGAGCGGGGAGUGGGGGGAGGAGGGGAGAGAAAUGUGGGCGGGGACAGCAGCGCCAGCACCAGCACUCUAACCGAAGCAACACCAACCCAAGCUGCUGGUGCUGCUGCUGCUUCUUCUCCUACCGCUAGUGCUGCUUCUGCCGCCGCCGCUGCUGCUGCUGCUGCUGCUGCUGCGGUUGAUGCGGCUGUCUCUGCUGCUAAAGCGCCCACGCCGCUGAUUCCCUUCACGUACGCGCAGGUGCAGCAGAUGGCGGGGAGGUUUGCGGAGGAGGGUAGAAUCGGCGAGGGCGGGUUCGGCGUGGUGUACAAGGGGAAUUUACCCACGAAAAGCGGGCGCAAGAUUCCCGUGGCUGUGAAAGUGCUGAAUGCGGAGGGGCAGCAGGGCGAGCGAGAAUGGUUGACUGAAGUCAGCGUGUUGGCCCAUCUCUCCCACCCCAACCUCGUCUCCCUCGUGGGCUACUGUGCGCACCACCAUCACCGCAUGCUCGUAUACCCCUACCUGCCCAACGGCUCCCUCGAGCGAAGACUUUUCGGGCUGCCCGCAAAGGAAACGCCGCUGACGUGGCAGCAGCGGAUUGGCAUUGCGGUCGGCGCGGCAAAAGGGCUGGCUUAUUUGCACGAGGAAAUGGAGAAACCGAUUAUCUACCGUGAUUUCAAGACCUCCAACAUCCUGCUAACCAAGGACUGGCAGGCGAAGCUCUCUGAUUUCGGGCUGGCUAGAUGCGGGCCUGAGGGGGACAACACCCACGUGUCUACGCGGGUGGUGGGCACGGUGGGAUAUGCCGCCCCAGAGUACGUGCUGACGGGGCAUCUGACGGUGAAGAGUGACGUGUACAGUUUCGGCGUGGUGCUGCUAGAGCUGAUGACUGGCCGGCUGGCACUUGACAAGUCAAGACAAAAAGAGGAACAAUCACUAGCAGAAUGGGCAGCCCCAUUCUUAGCUUCCCCCUCCAAGCUCUAUCGCAUCAUGGACCCUGCUCUCUCGGGCCGCUACAGUGUGAAGGGCGCUCAGGCGGCGGCGGCUGUAGCGAGAGACUGCCUCACCCGCAAGGCCAAGCAGCGACCGCGCAUGUCCGAGGUGGUAACCGCGUUACAGCCGGUGCUGGAGCUGUUUGAUAUGGCGGGAUUUGAUUCCUCCGGUGUUGUGGGAGGAGGUGGCAGAAGGUAG
Closterium sp. Yama58-4 is the source of this 2016-nucleotide messenger RNA. NCBI's taxonomy places the organism in Eukaryota, Viridiplantae, Streptophyta, Zygnematophyceae, Desmidiales, Closteriaceae. The record is from the annotation of a GenBank genome assembly.